UAUUAUAAAAUUCUGAGCACGUGAUCGGGGGAAGGAAAUGGAGGCGAGUUAUUGUUGGACGUAAAUCCUGCUUCACCGCAGCUAUUGUCUUUGGUGAUGCUGCGUGAACGGGCGGGUUUUAGGACCCACGGGUCGAUUCGCGUUCGGGUGGUAAAGUUGUCUGGAUCCUUGCGCUGUGGAUGUGCAGAAAGCAGCCGGACUGAAUCCAGUUUGGAUCCCGGCGCUGCUGGGCAGCCGCUCCGUGGCGUUUGACGUGGCUGCGGCGCAGCGGCGCUUCAGGAUCACAGGCGCAGGGGGAAGGGGAGGGGGGGGGAGCGUGGGCUGCAGUGUCCGUGUUUUCCGGAAGAGAAGGUGUGAAGCAUGGGACACAUCUGCUGCCAGGGGCUGAUCCUGCCUCACACCUAGAAGAUCAUCUGCUCUCAAGCAGUCGGGACAUCUCCUCCUCCCGGCGGAGAGCUGCAGGAUAGCCCGUUUUGGGGUCAUCUGAGGGCCGCGGGCCUGCCCAGGUCACAUUGAUGCUGGUGGUUGCUUCCCCCCUUCACCGGGUGCCAUAGCAAUGAGUAGUGACCCCGGCCAGAGGCUGGACUCUGAGUCCUCCAAGCAAUCUGGUAGUCUCACAGACAUCAUGGCCGCCAUGAAAACAACAGACACUGAAGGAUCAUCUGCCAAUGGCAUAAAGAACGGCAAGGCCCAGCAGGAUGGGAGUCAAAGCAAGAAGGUUCAGGUGCAGCGACCCCACCUGUCUGCGAGGAAGCUGUCCCUUCAGGAGAGGGGCACCUAUCAGUCAGCGGGCCCAGAGGGUGCUUACCCGCACAUUUCCCCUCGUGGCGCUCGCAGACCCACAGUGGAGUCCAAACGGGUGUCCAUAUCAGACUCUCAGGAUUGUAUCCAGCUGAACCAGUAUAAACUGAAGAGUGAAAUUGGAAAGGGUUCCUAUGGAGUGGUCAAGCUCGCCUACAACGAAGAUGAUGACAAACAUUAUGCCAUGAAGGUUUUGUCCAAGAAGAGGUUGAUGAAGCAGUGUGGUUUCCCACGUCGCCCUCCCCCCAGAGGACCCAGGGCAGCCCAAGGAGAGCAACCUAAAGUCUUAGGACCCUUGGAAAGAGUUUACCAAGAGAUUGCCAUUCUGAAAAAGCUGGACCAUGUCAACAUUGUCAAACUGGUGGAGGUGCUGGACGAUCCAUCAGAGGACAACCUCUACAUGGUGUUUGAGCUGAUGCGAAAGGGGCCAGUGAUGGAGGUUCCCGCAGACACUCCUUUCUCAGAGAAGCAAGCUCGCCUGUACAUCAGAGACAUCAUCCUGGGCAUUGAGUACUUGCACUACCAGAAGAUCAUCCACCGGGACAUCAAGCCGUCUAACCUGUUGCUAGGAGACGACGGUCACGUAAAGAUAGCUGACUUUGGAGUGAGCAACCAGUUUGAGGGCAAUGAUGCUUUGCUGUCCAGCACUGCAGGGACCCCUGCCUUCAUGGCGCCAGAGACUCUGUCAGAGAAGUGCAAGAGCUUCAGCGGAAAAGCGCUGGACAUGUGGGCCAUGGGAAUCACCCUGUACUGCUUGGUGUUUGGAAAGUGCCCCUUUUUCGACGAGUACAUCUUGGCUUUGCACAAUAAGAUAAAGACCAAGCCUGUGGAUUUCCCAGAAAUACCAACGAUCAGUGAGGAGCUACGGACUUUAAUCUUGCGGAUGUUGGAUAAGAACCCAGACAGCAGGAUCACCAUCCCUGAGAUCAAAAUUGAUCAGUGGGUGACCCAGGGAGGCACGGACCCCUUGCCUUUGGAGGAGGAGCACUGCUCUAUGGUGGAGGUGACGGAGGAGGACAUCCAGAACUCUGUGAAGUUCGUCCCCAGCCUCUCUGCUGUGAUCUUGGUGAAGGCCAUGCUGAGGAAGCGCUCCUUCAGUAACCCCUUCGAGUGCCCGACCCGGCGAGAGGAGAGGUCCAUGUCUGCACCUGGCAGCCUGCUGAUGGACUCGUGGCCCUUCCGGCCUUCUCUUAAACUUCACCCUUCACGCAGAAAGAGCAGCGCAGGAGACGGACCCAGGGAAGGAGAGCUGGAAGAUCUGCACGAGGAUGAACCUUUCUCAUGAGGAAUUGAACAUGUCCCAGAGGGAAACGGAGCUUCGCUGCCUCAUGCUGCUCUUCGCUUUAACCACUGUGCACUCAUGCCUUCAUCCAGCAUUCCGUUAAAAUCAGGGCAGCAGGAAAUUUGUAUUACACAUAAACAAAUAUUUAAAUGUAAAAGUUGCUUGAAUGAGCUGAAGCUUGCUUGACAUUCAGCGUCCUCUUGGCCUCAGAAAGUCCUUCCUUCUUCUGUGACCCAAUGACAAACUCUUUCUGGGUCCCUGUUCAGAGUAAUGUUGCAGGAAAAGGAGGUCUUUCUUAUUUAUUUCCAUGCAUGGUGAAUAACAGCUUCUCAUGGUCACACUGUCCACAUCCUCAUAUAAAUCAAUCAUGCUGGUUUCCCACUGACCUCAGCAUGUUAAUCCCUCCUCAGCGAACUACAGGGCUUCUGACUACUGAUCAGCGUUUUUUUCUAGAUCUCUGGCCUGAUCCUGUGUUACCGUUGCAGCCAUUUUUUUUUCACACUGAUGUCAUCAGUAAAGUUAAAGAAGAAGGAUCAAAAGGCUUUGUGCUGCAUUCAAAGACCUCAGCAGAUGAGCUCUGUGAAAGGAACUAAACAGAUGGGACGCUGGCUUUGCUAUGCAUGCAGGCGUUUUAAAUGCGACUGCCCCCUGUUGAAAGAUAGGGAAUCACUGAUGUUAGCAGGUUAGUACAUGAUUCUGCUCCUCCAAAACCACCCAUUUCCCUUUCUCAUUUUUUAGUAUAAAACACCAUUUAAAAAUGCAUCAUAAUGGAUGUUUGAUGCAAAAGCAGAGGGAACUGUUUUUUUUGUCGUUUUUUUUUUUGCACUGCGCAGAUUGGAGGCAGAGCAAUCGGUCUCCAAAACGGAUAAGACUAUUACAAGAACUGCUGUGUUAUUGGAAAUAUAGACAUAUAUGUAUAUAUGGGAAUUGAUUUGUAUUUUUGAUCAGGAUUCAUUUUCCACUGUGGACUUUUUAGUGGAGAAAGUGUUUUUUGUUGGUUUUUAAUGUGUACUGCAUUUUUUUCUAUGGCAGCAUCCCUGCGGAGCGUUCAUUAAAAAUAAGGGAAGAAAAUCUUCUUAGAUCCCAACUGCUGAUAAAAAAAAAGUCUGUAUGCAAAUGAAAAAAAAAAAGUUAUCAUUCCUUUUUUGCUGAACCUGUACAGGCAUCACCAUAACCUGCAGAGGUCAUGAAAAAAUCCUUACAAAUGUAAAAUAACAUUGGUGGAAAUAUGA
Messenger RNA from Cyprinodon tularosa, 3315 nucleotides. RefSeq names its product calcium/calmodulin-dependent protein kinase kinase 1, alpha a (gene camkk1a). Gene Ontology annotation, molecular function: ATP binding; protein kinase activity. Bases 557 to 2086 code for a protein of 509 amino acids. The transcript has 17 exons. Lineage: Eukaryota; Metazoa; Chordata; Actinopteri; Cyprinodontiformes; Cyprinodontidae. The record is from RefSeq and is a predicted model, not a curated record. Gene Ontology annotation, biological process: protein phosphorylation; activation of protein kinase activity; CAMKK-AMPK signaling cascade.